UUAGUUAACUCAGAACGUGCCACGGCGGCAAUGGCACUGACAUCACAUUGCAGCGCAUAGAACAACAACAUCGAGCAAACAGGCAACAACCAGACAAGCGACAACGAUAUAACGGCAAUUUUCUGAAAUCCAUAAAUGGCUGUCUCGCUUAGCGUUCAUUAAAACCGCUACUGACUGCGCUAUUAGCAGUGGUAAACCGCCAACCCGCCGCCACCAACUGAAUCCGAAGCCAAUCACAAUCUUGCAUCCAAACGUCCAGUGGCAACAAUAACAACAGCAACAACUGAAACUAAAGUAAUAACAAUAACAGGACGAAACGGAAUAAAGCUAUUUCGUCCUUGGCAUUUACGACGCCAGCAGAGAACGAAAUUUUUAUUGAGAUAUAUCUCAACCCACCGCAUAGAGCCGCAACGACCCCGGACAACCCGGAGCCGGAGCGAAUUAAGGCGAAAUCGUGGCUCAAAGACAUCAGCACCAUCACAGCAGCAACGGCAGCGGAGUUGGCGUUGGCAUUGGCAGCGUGCCCGUCAUCAUGGAGGGGCCGGAGGUGACAUUCCUCUUUCAGUUUGGCAGCAUACGCGAUGCAGUCUGUGUGCCGGCGAAUGCGCUCACGCUCAAAUCGCUCAAGGAUUUGGCAUGCGAUUUCAUCAACACAAAGAUACCAGAUAGUGGACUCACAUAUCUAUCCGAGCGCAUUCUGCUCUUUAUACACGACUAUAGCACGCCCAAUGUGCUGCACAUUAUCAAUUCCGCAGCGGAAGUUGUGGACGAGACCUUGGUGGAAAUUGUAUUAACAGCCAGUCCUAUACUGUAUCCGACGUCGGAAAUGCCAACACUGAUGCCGCAUACCCUGAACGUGCAUUCCUAUAAGGCGCCCACAUUCUGUGAUUUUUGCGGUGAGAUGCUGUUUGGUCUGGUGCGUCAAGGACUCAAAUGCGAUGGCUGCGGUCAGAACUAUCACAAGCGAUGUGUGGUGAAAAUACCAAACAACUGCAACCGCUCGAGUGAUGCCACAUCGCGACGGUCGUUUACAUUGCACCCGCCCCGCAGCCCAUCCGGAAGCUCACAACAGUCGCUCAUAUCCAACGAGGAGUCGACGGGUCGACAUGACUCCAGCAGCUCUCUGAAUAUACCCGGGUUCGGCGCUCGCCAUCAACGCACCCAUUCUUCGGGCAGUCGAAAUGGUCUAAGUGUGCUCCGCAUUCCACACACAUUCAUGGUGCACACCUAUGGGAUACCCACCGUUUGUCAGCUGUGCAAGAAGCUGCUGAAGGGGCUGUUCAAGCAGGGCUUACAGUGUCGCGACUGCCAGUACAAUACUCACAAGAAGUGCAUGGAUAAGGUGCCGCAGGAUUGUACGGGUGAGGCACAGCUCAGUCAAUUGCAGGCGGAGAUUAACGAUGGGACGCCGCGCAAGGAGCGUGACAACUUCUUCCGGGAGGAGUUCGAUGACAGCGACUUUGAGGACGGUCCGCCGCAAGAGUUCGCCAAAUACAAUAGAGCAUCGAGCGGCACUAAUCUGGUAGCUGGACGACCACGUGAAGCACCAAAGGCUUUGACGAAUGCCCAGAACUCACCACCAGAGCUGGUCAAUGGCGUCCGGGAUGACAGCAGUACUGGCGGUGACACCAAAUCAAACGAUGGCCAGUCGGAGCAAUCACAAUCCUCAUCCUCCUCCUCGCCCAGCGCCAACAUUCCCCUAAUGCGAAUCGUGCAGUCCGUGAAGCACACAAAGAAGCGCGGCGGCCAAGCCUUGAAGGAGGGCUGGCUGGUGCACUACACCUCCUUGGAUAAGGCGCUCAAGCGCUACUAUUGGCGCAUGGACUCCAAGACCAUAACGUUGUUCAUUUCGGAGCAGGGCAGCAAGUACCACAAGGAAAUCCCGCUGGCGGAGCUGCUUUCGAUUGAAACGCAUCGCGAUCCCCGACCCGAUAGCAACUAUUGCUUUGAACUGUGCACGGCCAAUCUCAGCUAUUACGUCGGCCAAGAUCCACAGCAGGGCGUUGGCGACGAUCAUGCUGUACGCCGACCACCGCCGGACAGUGGCAUCGGCGCUGACAUCGCCAAGAGCUGGGAGACAAGCAUCCGACAGGCCUACAUGCAUGUCACCAACACGCAGUGUUGCGAGUCGGAGGAGCAAGUCCAGGACAUGGGACAGCUAUAUCAGAUCUUUCCCGACGAGGUACUCGGCUCCGGCCAGUUCGGUGUCGUCUACGGUGGUGUUCAUAAAAAAACCAAGCGCGAAGUGGCCAUCAAGGUCAUUGACAAGCUGCGUUUCCCCACCAAGCAGGAGGCACAGCUGAAGAACGAGGUGGCCAUACUCCAGAACAUUACCCAUUGCGGCGUUGUUAAUCUGGAGCGCAUGUUCGAGACACCAGAGCGCAUCUUCGUUGUCAUGGAAAAGCUUAAGGGUGAUAUGCUGGAGAUGAUACUCUCGCAUUCACGUGGACGCCUCAGCGAGCGUGUGACAAAGUUUCUGAUCACUCAAAUCCUGAUUGCGCUCAAAUAUCUGCACUCCCAGAACAUUGUGCACUGUGACCUGAAGCCGGAGAAUGUGCUCCUCUCCUCGGAUGCAGAAUUUCCUCAGGUGAAACUCUGUGAUUUUGGUUAUGCUCGCAUCAUUGGCGAGAAGUCCUUCCGGCGAUCGGUCGUGGGUACGCCCGCCUAUCUGGCUCCAGAGGUUCUACGCAACAAGGGUUACAAUCGCUCCCUGGACAUGUGGAGCGUUGGUGUAAUCAUCUAUGUGAGCCUCAGCGGAACUUUUCCCUUUAAUGAGGAGGAGGAUAUUAACGAUCAGAUACAGAACGCUGCCUUCAUGUAUCCGCCCAAUCCGUGGAAGGAGAUUUCCUCAAACGCCAUUGACCUCAUCAACAACCUGCUGCAAGUGAAGCAGCGCAAGCGAUAUACUUGUGACAAGAGUCUAAUGCAUUACUGGCUGCAGGAUAAGCAGACGUACAGGGAUCUGCGCAAUUUGGAGACGCAGGUGGGGUUGGGACGCUAUCUCACCCAUGAGGCGGAUGAUGUGCGCUGGGACAGUGCCAGCGAUAUUUGACCUGGAACAGUGACAAAGCUAACUGAUAAUGAACUGAUGCAGCCACUGGCCGGCAGCCAUAGUGCGCCCAACGAAAGCUAUCCAUCCCCAUCGAACUGUGCCGGCUGCCAUCGCCUCUCCAGCUCCUCGCCGAAAGUGGAGGCCAUUGGCGACAAGGCACUGAAGUGGAUGCGUUUCCAUUUUUGCAAGCACAUCAAAUAGCAUCCGCUCGCUCAUCAUAGCUUUUUAGUUUAUACUUACCACAUACAAACCCAACACAUAUUAUCAGACUGUAAAUUACCAUAAAUUUUAAUUAGCACCUUGUAAGAGAAGAAAAUUGACAAGCUAUCAGCGACUUAUAAAUAAUACAACUGAUAACACAGCAUAACUGAUCAAAA
Molecule: messenger RNA, 3429 nt
Organism: Drosophila grimshawi
Lineage: Eukaryota; Metazoa; Arthropoda; Insecta; Diptera; Drosophilidae
Product: serine/threonine-protein kinase D3
Exons: 8
Coding region: 533-3052 (839 amino acids)
Biological process (GO): protein phosphorylation
Molecular function (GO): protein serine/threonine kinase activity; ATP binding
Source: RefSeq, a predicted model, not a curated record